Molecule: messenger RNA, 1464 nt
Organism: Micropterus dolomieu (smallmouth bass)
Lineage: Eukaryota; Metazoa; Chordata; Actinopteri; Centrarchiformes; Centrarchidae
Gene: glipr2l
Product: GLI pathogenesis-related 2, like
Exons: 5
Coding region: 387-857 (156 amino acids)
Cellular component (GO): extracellular region
Source: RefSeq, a predicted model, not a curated record
CUGAGCCAUAAAGAUAGACGCAGGGCAUGCAGAUAGUAGGGUGCGUGGCCUCAAGAGAGACAGGCAGGUUAAGUUAAAUGAAGUGAAGGAAAAGAAGAAGCACAUUAAGUAAUGUCCAUUACAUGCAGAUAAAUAGCUAAAGGGGAACUUAGCAUAGCUGCUCUAAGUUCAACAUGGAAUGAGAGGAAUUGAAGGAAAUAAAGGCAUUAGCAGCUGUUCCAAAGCAUCAGUGUUCGAUAGACAGCACUGAAGGGCGAGAGGGGAGAGGGAGCAAGCAACAGAGAAGGGGGCAGAAAGAGAAAGAGAGCAAGAACAGAGGAGUGGCUGCUUUUGUUCAGUGUUCAAGUGUUUUACUGAUCUAACUGAAGGCUUCCUGUGUCAGCACCAUGGGAAAGUCAGCCUCGAAGCAGUUUGCUGAGGAGCUGCUUCAGUGUCACAAUGACUUCAGGAGGAAGCACCAGGCUCCUCCACUGAAGCUGAGCAGCAAGUUGAGCAGAGAGGCUGCCCGUUAUGCUGAAAGUCUGGCCAGCACACGGAUUCUGAAACACAGCGUGGAAUCCAGUAGAGGGAGCUGUGGAGAAAACCUGGCAUGGGCCUCCUAUGACCAAUCAGGAAAAGACGUCGCAGACCGCUGGUAUGAUGAAGUGAAACAAUACAACUUCAGCCGUCCUGGAUUCUCCUCUGGCACUGGCCAUUUCACAGCAAUGGUGUGGAAGAGCACUAAAAAGCUAGGUGUCGGUAAGGCCACUGCAUCAGAUGGUUCUUCCUUCGUGGUGGCCAGAUACUUCCCAGCUGGGAAUGUCACUAACCAGGGACACUUUGAGAACAACGUCCUUCCGGUUAAAACCUCCACCUAAAGAUGUCUGGAUCACCAACACUUGACUGAAGCCCAAAGGCAUUAGUUUAAUUUUCCAGGAGAGUCAAAAUGUAUCUGCCUGCACUGCUAUGGGAAAUACUCAGGAGAGCAAUUCUUGCCUAGUAGAGAACCACACAACCAUAGUUUGGAAUGGUUUUAUAAGAUGAAAUGCUUAUCUGCUGGCUUAAAGUCCUAGUUGUAAUUUGAAAAAUAGACAUGUGUAUGAUGCAGUGUUAAGAACGACGAAGCACUACUGUUAGACACUGCUAACAAAACAUUCCCAGUGACCAUUUGGAAUGUACAGUAUUAUCUUGAUUUUGAUGGUUAUUUACAUUGCCUGUGACAGUAUUUAAUUCAUUAUUGCCAAUACUUUUAUAUUUUCACACACUGAAAUACAUCAUAGCCUCACAUUUGUGUUUACGUAAGUCAAAGGGACAGACUUUUUACACUUACAUGUAGAGGCAUUGCAAAGUAAUUUAAGGCUAAUGACUCAGCAUGCUUGGUUUGAAUUUGUGUUACUGCCACCACUUGUCAAAGCAGAAACCUGCAGUCCCCGGUUUGUGUUUUGUACUCUAAUCAGUUUGUACAAUAAAGUUGAUAGAAAUUAA